CUCAAUCAAUUGCUUAACCAAAUCACCACAAUAAAGCUAGAUAGAACCAAUUACUUGUUGUGGAAAAACCUAGCCUUACCCAUAUUACGAAGUUACAAACUAGAGAGACACCUCUCCGGCGAGCACCCAUGCCCGCCCAUGUUUGUGCAACAGUCGAUUGGUAAUAUGGAAACAAGCCAAACGAACAUAUCUGCACCAUCGAGUUCCUCUAUAGCAACAGAAGCAGCCAUCAAUCCACUAUAUGAGUCAUGGGUAACUACCGACCAGCUACUUCUUGGUUGGUUGUACAACUCUAUGACUCCAGAAGUUGCAACACAGGUGAUGGGGUACGAAAAUGCUUGUGAUUUAUGGGCUGCCAUACAAGAACUCUUUGGAGUACAGUCUCAGGCGGAAGAAGAUUAUCUCCGUCAAGUAUUUCAACAAACUCGAAAAGGUUCUCUUAAAAUGACUGAUUUUUUGCGUGUUAUGAAGUCUCAUGCAGACAAUUUGGGUCAAGCUGGAAGCCCCGUACCCACUCGAUCUUUGAUUUCUCAAGUUUUGCUGGGAUUAGAUGAAGAGUAUAAUCCUGUGGUAGCAACGAUCCAAGGAAAACGAGGCAUUUCGUGGCCUGAAAUGCAAGCCGAAUUCAGAAGUGUAAGUGGUGGAAACCAACGUCAAAAUCAAAACUCUCAGCCACCAUUCAACAACAAUCGGGGGGGUGGUCGAAAUUGAGGUAGAGGACAGUGGAACAACAACAAUAGUCGGCAAAUUUGUCAGGUGUGUGGUAAACCUGGACAUUCAGCACUAACGUGCUACCAUCGAUUUGAUAAGGAGUACAGGAACAAUACACAAAGCCAGGGUAAAAACUUCAAUGGCGACUCUAACCAGGGGGUUAACAACAACUCUGGACAAGGUACA
Molecule: messenger RNA, 897 nt
Organism: Momordica charantia (bitter melon)
Lineage: Eukaryota; Viridiplantae; Streptophyta; Magnoliopsida; Cucurbitales; Cucurbitaceae
Source: RefSeq, a predicted model, not a curated record